AUGUUGCUGCCCUCUGUCAAAGAAUCCUCUAAAGUCUAUAAGAACCUGGUAAGAUCACAGUCAUUCCAUUUGCCUGACUUAGAUGUUACGAAAUCCGAUAAUUACAAUAAAUCUGAUAAUGAAAACAGUAUGAAAUGGCUAAUAGUAGAUGAUGAUAUCAUUAGUUCAGUUGUUGAACAGCAGAGUGAGAUUAGUAUUAAAGAAGAUCGUGGUAUCAUGUUAUGUAAUAUGAUGACUGAGCUUGAAGUAGAGGAAAAAUGA
Messenger RNA from Lathyrus sativus (Indian pea), 261 nucleotides. NCBI's taxonomy places the organism in Eukaryota, Viridiplantae, Streptophyta, Magnoliopsida, Fabales, Fabaceae. The record is from the annotation of a GenBank genome assembly.